Triticum turgidum subsp. durum (durum wheat) is the source of this 1965-nucleotide messenger RNA. Lineage: Eukaryota; Viridiplantae; Streptophyta; Magnoliopsida; Poales; Poaceae. The record is from the annotation of a GenBank genome assembly.
AUGGCAACACGGCCGGGCCCUUUGACUGAAUGGCCAUGGCAGUGGAUGGGAAGCUUCAAGUACCUGGUCUUGGCGCCUGCGGCGUUGCACACUGCGCACAGGGUGGUCACCAAGGGGUGGGGGGACAUGAGCCUGGCAUACGCCGCCAUGUUACCAGCUCUGCUUCUGAGGAUGAUCCAUAACCAAAUCUGGAUCAGCUUGUCUCGCCACCAGACCGCACGCAGGAAGCACAUCAUCGUCGACCGUGGACUUGAAUUCGACCAGGUGGACCGGGAGAGUUCCUGGGAUGACCAGAUCAUCUUCAAUGGGCUGUUCUUCUACCUGGCCUACGCAGCCGUCCCGAAUGUCAGUCGCAUGCCGGUGUGGAGAACAGACGGAGCCAUCAUCACCGCCUUGCUUCACAUAGGACCUGUCGAGUUCCUGUACUACUGGUUCCACAGGGCGCUGCACCACCAUUUCCUCUACUCUCGCUACCACUCACACCACCACGCCUCCAUCGUCACAGAGCCCAUAACCUCUGUCAUCCAUCCAUUUGCUGAACACGUGGUUUAUUUCCUGCUAUUUUCGAUCCCCAUGAUGACACCAAUUUUUAUGGGCUGUGGUUCUGUCCUGGCUGUUGUCUUGUACAUCACGUACAUCGACUUCAUGAACAAUAUGGGGCACUGCAAUUUUGAGCUGGUGCCAAAGCGCGUCUUCCAUGUCUUCCCUGCUCUCAAGUACCUCAUGUACACUCCCUCGUUUCAUUCUCUACAUCAUACACAGUUUCGUACAAACUACUCGUUGUUCAUGCCGUUCUAUGACUACAUAUACAACACCAUGGACAACUCAACUGACGAGCUGUAUGAGAGAGCACUGAAAGGAACAGAAGAAACACCAGAUCUUGUCCACUUGACGCAUAUGACCAACUUGCGAUCGACUUAUCAUCUUAGGGUUGGGAUUGCCUCUAUAGCCUCCAGACCAUCGGAAAGCCCUGUAUGGUAUAUGUGGAUGAUAUGGCCAGUGGCAUGGCUGUCAAUGGUACUGGCAUGGGUUUAUGGAUCUUCUGCGUUUGUCGUUGAAAAUCACACACUGAAGAAGUUCAAGAUGCAAACAUGGGCAAUACCAAGAUACAACUUCCAUGCAAAACAACUCAAUGGAGGUGGUGAAUUAUUUACAAAAAAAUAUCCAAAAUUAAGAGUUCGACUUGUUGAUGGAAGUGGCUUAGCAACUGCAGUGGUGCUCAAGAGCAUCCCUUUAGAUACAAAGCAGGUUUUUCUUUGUGGAAGCAGUUCUAAGGUAGCCCACGCCACAGCUACAGCUUUAUGUGAGAGAGGUGUCCAGGUAAUCAUGAACCAAAAGAAGGAAUAUGACAUGCUCAAGUUGCGAGUUCCAGAGAGCAGCACUGGCUAUCUGAAAUUCUCCAGUGAUGAAAUACCCCGGAUCUGGAUAGGAGAUAUCAUAGACGAUAAGCAACAACGGAGGGCACCAAGUGGAACAAUAUUUAUUCCUACAUCACAGUUUCCCCUUAAGAAGACACGCAAGGAUUGCACCUACCUGGGUAGCCCAGCAAUGAAGAUCCCGGAGACAAUGCAGAACGUUCACACCUGUGAGAAUUGGCUUCCAAGAAGGGUGAUGAGCGCAUGGCGCAUUGCCGCGAUAAUACAUGCUCAGGAAGGUUGGAACAUGCAUGAGUGCGGAGAUGAUAUGAUGGACAUCGAAAAGCUUACAGCAGGUGGCGAGAGAUGGAGGAUAUGUCUGUGGAGUGGGGUUCCUGGUGUUGAUCCACACCUCAAGGUGGCGGCAUAUGGCCCGCUGGUGGCCGAGAUAUCAUCAGCUCCUAUGUCAAAGACUAAACAGUCUGUGGAGAAUCAUUUACUAGACUCACAUGCUAAGCAAGAACGUGCCAAUACCCAUUUGCGGUCGAAAUUCAGUGCAGCCCAUGCUUCCUUGGACAUUCUAUUGAACACGGCUAACAUUGACUUGUAA